Molecule: messenger RNA, 1497 nt
Organism: Oxyura jamaicensis (ruddy duck)
Lineage: Eukaryota; Metazoa; Chordata; Aves; Anseriformes; Anatidae
Gene: SCARA3
Product: scavenger receptor class A member 3
Exons: 2
Source: RefSeq, a predicted model, not a curated record
AUGAGAAGACCUCGGGGAACUGCUCGCUGUGCCGUGAGACGGCCGAGCUGGGCCAGGAGCUCUCCAGGCUGCAGGGCGAGCUGGAGGAGAUCCAGAAGAUGCUCCUGGCGCAGGAAAUCCUCCUGGACCGCACGUCCCGCGCCCACCAGCUGCUCACGUCCUCGGGCCAGGAGCUGAGCGCCGAGGUGGCCGGCUGCUCGGCGGCCAUCGGGCAGGUCAACCGGAGCGUGGGGCGGCUGGCGGAGCGGGCCGGGGGCUGGCGGGCCGAGGCGGCGGGGCUGCGGGGCUCGCUGCGGGCGCUGGCGCAGGAGCGGCUGGAGGCGCGGGCGGCCGUGCAGCAGCUGAACGCGACGCUGGGGCAGAGCUCCGAGUGGAUCCGCGCCGUCCAGAGGAAGGCGGACGAGGAGACGCUGACGCUGCAGAAGAUGGUGGCCGAGUGGCAGAACCACACGCGGCUCCUGGGGGGGCUGCGGGCGGCCGCCGCCGAGACCGGCGAGGCGGUGAAGGGUCUGCAGAGCAGCGUGGGCGCCGCGGCCAGGCAGGUGGGGCAGAACUCGGAGAGCAUGCACGAGCUGGUGCUGCAGGUGAUGGGGCUGCAGCUGCAGCUCGACAAUGUCUCGUCCUCCCUGGACGACCACGAGGAGAACGUGAGCGACCUGCGCUACCACGGGCAGUACGCGCAGAACCGCACGGCCGAGCGCUUCGAGGCGCUGGAAGGGCGCAUGGCGUCCCACGAGGUGGAGAUCGGCACCAUCGUGGCCAACGUCAACGCCACCGACAGCCACGUGCACAGCAUGCUGCGCUACCUGGACGACGUGCGGCUCUCCUGCACGCUGGGCUUCCACGCCCAGGCCGAGGAGCUCUACUACCUCAACAAGUCCCUCGGCCAGGCCCAGGGUGCCACCGACCGGCUGCGGGAACGCUUCGGCCUGCUCAGCGCCCGGCUGGACUUCGACAUCCGCAACCUGUCCAUGGUCAUGGAGGAGAUGAAGGUGGUGGACGUCCGGCACGGGGAGAUGCUGAGGAACAUCACCGUCGUACGAGGUGUGCCGGGCCCCCCGGGCCCCCGCGGCCUCAAGGGCGACGUGGGCACCAAGGGUCCCGCGGGAAGCAAAGGAGAGAAGGGCGACGCGGGCAGCCUGGGCACACCGGGCCCCCCCGGCUCCCCCGGCCCCCCGGGACCCCCCGGUCCCCAGGGGGAAAGGGGACCCCUGGGGGUGAAGGGUUUCCCCGGCCUCAAGGGCACCAAGGGCAGCUUUGGGCUGUCCGGCUCCGAGGGACAGACGGGGCCCAAGGGAGACCUGGGCCCCCCAGGGCCGGACGGGGGGCCGGGGCCGGUGGGACCCCCGGGUCCUCAGGGAAAACCGGGGCUCCCCGGGAACCCCGGGGCUGCGGGACGGAUCGGCCCCACGGGACCCAAGGGAGACCCCGGUUCGCGGGGCCCCCCGGGACCACCGGGUCCCCCCGGCCCCCCCGGCCCAUGACCCAGCCUUGGAG